Molecule: messenger RNA, 729 nt
Organism: Artibeus jamaicensis (Jamaican fruit-eating bat)
Lineage: Eukaryota; Metazoa; Chordata; Mammalia; Chiroptera; Phyllostomidae
Product: proline-rich protein 23A-like
Exons: 1
Coding region: 1-729 (242 amino acids)
Source: RefSeq, a predicted model, not a curated record
AUGGAGGUGAUGGGCAGCCGGCUCCUCAGCCCCAGCGCCUACCCUGCACCCUGGUGGGGACCGCAGCCCGAAGGACCUAGCUCCGCCAAGCGCCGCCGAAUCGAGGAGCCCGCGGGCCCCGAGUCCGGGACUGCACCCAGCCUGCAAGAUCCGGCGGGGCCUCCGGCCGCGGGCACGCUCACCUCCGUGGUGGUCCUGGCUCCGGGCUGUGCUCUGCAGCUGCCCCUGGACGACGUCGACCUGGUGCUGGAGCCCGAGCCAACGUCGGUCCUGCAAGUGUCUCUCGGGGGGCACACCCUACUGCUCGUCCCCCAGGCCCUCUUGGAACUCGGCGCUCUCCAGGGCGCUCCUGCGGAGGACGUCGUCGCCGUCCAUCAGGGAUUCUUCCGCGCAUGUGUCCCAGGGGACGCCGCCCCGAAAGAGGCCUAUAGCGAGGACGCGGACCCCGAGUUCCCGACGCCUUGGGUGGACGCUGCGGCAGGCUCCUUCGCUGGGUUCCGCCCCUACCCGCACAGCCCCAUUAGAGAGCCCUCGCCUCAGGCCGCCACCCCUAGUCCAUUGAGACGCUCGCCCGGUCCCUCUGUCAACCUGGACUUCCACCUUCUGGAGCCCCUCCCCAGCUCACCGCUCCAACCUCUGCCUCUCUCUCCAAGUCCAGGUCCACACGUGCGACCCCAGCGCCCUCCGGGUCCAGCGCGCAAGGCCCGAAGACGCCUGUUCCAGGAAUGA